AGGAGGUCCAUCUAAUGCAAUAAUCGAUCAUUACACCCUAAUUCAAUCAUCGGAUCCCCAAUUCAUUCUGCCGUGAAUGCCAAUUCAAUCGUCGGAUCCCCCAUUCAUUCUGCUGUGAAUCCCAAUUCUAUCAUCGGAUCUCCAUUUCAAUCUGAUGUGAAUGCUGAUUCAAUCAUGGACGAUGGAUCCAUCUCCGCGCGCUGUUUGAUCCCCACCCGAUUCGAGCAUCGUCUCCACCCGUCCGGUCUGUUUCUGCGCGUUAGCUUCCAGUUCGCCUCCAAAUAAGUAAGAAUUGCUUCCCAAUUCCAUUUUGGUACAGUUUGGUUGAUGCGGGACGCUUGCUGCUUCUGGGCUUUCCUAAUGCUUUGUCUCUAGAUGAAGAUAAAACAUUCAUGGCGCUGCAUGAAAGGUAUGCAGAUGUUCUCUGUCCCUCGCCAGCGCCCCCAUUUGAAGAAGCCUACAUGGAUAAUUGUUCUGGUCUCGUUAGUUAGCUUUUUCUUGGUUUGUGCUUAUGUCUACCCUGCAACGAAUUCCGCUUCUUGCUUUUUGUUCUCCUCUCGCGGCUGCAAGAACCAUUUUGAUUGGCUUCCCUCUGAUCCUGCUAGAGAAUUAUCAGAUGAAGAGAUAGCUUCUCAUGUUGUAAUUAGAGAUAUUUUGGAUACACCCGCAGUUAUACCAAAAAUCCCAAAGAUCGCAUUUCUAUUCUUAACACCUGGUGCUCUACCAUUUGAGAAGCUAUGGGACAUAUUCUUUCAGGGACAUGAAGGUAAAUUCAGUGUCUAUGUUCAUGCAUCCAAGGAGAGGCCAGUUCAUUUUAGCCGUUACUUUGUAGGUCGGGAGAUCCGUAGUGCCAAGGUUUGUGGUCAUUAUCAAUAAUUGAACUCAAUGUUUCUUGUGCCUAUUCUCUUUAUACAACCUUAUGGGCCAUUUGGUAAUGUUUUGCCUUG
This is a messenger RNA of Cuscuta campestris, 947 nucleotides long. NCBI's taxonomy places the organism in Eukaryota, Viridiplantae, Streptophyta, Magnoliopsida, Solanales, Convolvulaceae. The record is from the annotation of a GenBank genome assembly.